GCCUACGCGUGCUUUCACGCACUCAGUCAUUGCUGCCUCAGUCCACAGUGGACAGUGCCUCGCCCCUCAUUGCCUCCCUCCGACCUCCGUUAGUCCGUUUCUCGCCGUCAGCUUCUGUCUCUCUCCGGCUGUGCCGUCCCUCCUCACCGCUCACAGGCUCGCCGAGUCGUCAUCUCUGAUUUCACGGCGGACCCCGAAGUGGCGUCUCACCAGAUCAGAAUCAUAUCAACGCCAAAGUCUUCCUCUCCCGUGGUUUUGCGGUUCGGCGGCGGCGGCGGUCUUUACAGCGCUUGAGGCUCGCACCUUAGCUUCCUCUUAUCCGCGACGAUCUCCUUCAUCUGUGGCUGAGUCGAAUCGCCACCGGUCACGUCGUCCCUUGCCUGUUAAUCGGAGUAUUGUUAGACUGAUUCUGGAUUUCUAUUGGGAGUUCAGAAGGAUUAUGUUUUGUAUCUGCAUGGUCCUCAUAUUGGGUUGAAAUCUUGUGCAAGCACUCUUUUAAGAAUACAAAAUUCAGCACUUUUGGGUUUCUGCAUUGAUACAAAAUUCAGUACUUUUGGGUUUCUCCAUUAAGUUUCCCUCUUUCACUCUUAUCUUCUGGUAUGGGAAAACAGAAACUAAGCUCUAAAGGUGUUCAAAAUUCUGGUUGCACAAAAGCAACUCUAUGGUGGUUCUAUCUUGUAGCUGCCUGCAUAAAAGUUCUACUUUUCCCAUCCUACAGCAGUACAGACUUUGAGGUGCACCGCAAUUGGCUGGCUGUGACUCACUCUCUGCCUCUUUCCCAAUGGUAUUUUGAUGAGACCAGUCCAUGGACACUUGAUUAUCCACCGUUCUUUGCUCAUUUCGAACACUUCCUAUCCAUGUUUGCCCACCUCAUUGAUCCCAAAAUAGUGCACCUUCAGGAGGGCCUGAAUUAUAGUGCAAACACAGUUGUCUAUUUCCAAAGAGGGACAGUAAUACUUUCUGAUCUGUGCCUUCUCUAUGGGGUUUACAGACUUACUCGGAAUCUGGAUUCAAGAAAACAAAAGCUGAUUUGGUUAUCAGCUAUUUGGUCUCCAAUGCUUUUUAUUGUGGACCAUGUGCAUUUCCAGUACAAUGGAUUUCUCAUUGGGAUUUUGUUGAUUUCACUCUCAUAUUUGGAGGAAGGGAGGGAUUUGUUAGGAGGGUUUUUUUUCGCUGUCCUCUUGUGCUUAAAACAUUUAUUUGCAGUGGCAGCACCUGUUUAUUUUGUUUAUUUGUUGAGGCACUACUGUCGGGGUGGAAUAGGGAGAGGCUUCACUCGACUUUUGAUUAUGGGAGGUAUGGUUGCAGCAGUGUUUGCAGCUGCAUUUGGUCCAUUUUUCCACCUUGGACAGAUACAACAAGUCAUUCGACGAUUAUUUCCAUUUGGCAGGGGACUUUGCCAUGCAUAUUGGGCCCCAAAUUUUUGGGUGUUCUAUAUCAUGUCUGACAAAGGGCUUGCUUUCAUACUCAGAAGACUAGGGUUUAAUGUCCAGACACCAACUGCUACGUUUACUGCUGGAUUAGUGGGGGAUUCCUCCCCUUUUUCUGUACUACCUCAGGUCACCCCAUUAGUGACCUUUAUGAUGGUUCUACUGGCCUUAUCUCCAUGUCUUCUCAAAGCUUGGAAAGAUCCAAAACCCCAGAUGAUUAGUAGAUGGGUAGCCUAUGCUUAUACCUGUGGUUUUCUCUUCGGGUGGCAUGUGCAUGAGAAGGCAUCAUUACAUUUUGUAAUACCGCUUGCCAUUGUAGCAGUACAAACCUUGGAAGAUGCCAAACAUUACUUUUUGCUGUCAAUAGUGUCUUGCUAUUCACUAUUUCCACUACUAUUUGAGGCACAAGAGUAUCCUAUCAAAAUUCUUUUGCUGCUGCUUCACUCGAUUUUAAUGUGGUCUGGCUUCUCCGCGCAAUUUCCUGAUGGUGCUGAAACAGCAAGAGCACCAACUGGUCAUCAUACCGAGAAAAAGGUGGAUCAACGUAAGUCCAAUGGUGGUUUUGUUAUUGGCUGGAUUGAGAGGAUGUAUUUGAUUGGUCUUGUAAUUGUAGAGAUAUGGGGUCAAUUUUUACACCCUUUGCUUCUGGGUGACAAGCUUGCUUUCGCUCCCCUUAUGUUGAUCUCUAUAUACUGUGCUUUGGGGAUCAUGUAUUCUUGGAUUUGGCAGUUAACAUUCAUAGUUAAAUCUCCCUGAAAUUUUGGACUGAUUGGACUUUGAAUCAAUACAGCUUUUCUUUUUAUAGUAAA
Messenger RNA from Arachis duranensis, 2239 nucleotides. Its product is annotated as probable dolichyl pyrophosphate Glc1Man9GlcNAc2 alpha-1,3-glucosyltransferase. Gene Ontology annotation, cellular component: endoplasmic reticulum membrane. Bases 600 to 2186 code for a protein of 528 amino acids. Gene Ontology annotation, molecular function: dolichyl pyrophosphate Glc1Man9GlcNAc2 alpha-1,3-glucosyltransferase activity. The record is from RefSeq and is a predicted model, not a curated record. Gene Ontology annotation, biological process: protein N-linked glycosylation. NCBI's taxonomy places the organism in Eukaryota, Viridiplantae, Streptophyta, Magnoliopsida, Fabales, Fabaceae. The transcript has 5 exons.